Messenger RNA from Cladophialophora bantiana CBS 173.52, 627 nucleotides. RefSeq lists its product as uncharacterized. The transcript has 3 exons. The record is from RefSeq and is a predicted model, not a curated record. The coding region runs from base 1 to 627 and encodes 208 amino acids. NCBI's taxonomy places the organism in Eukaryota, Fungi, Ascomycota, Eurotiomycetes, Chaetothyriales, Herpotrichiellaceae.
AUGGAACUCAAAUGGCAGCGACAGAUACGAAGACUCUGUAGACCCCGAGCCAUAAGAGAAGUGGUCUUCGACGCUUCAGAUGAAGAUGUGUGGAUCUCUGGCAAAUCGCCUCCCAGGAGCUCCGAGAACCAAGGUCGCUUUUUCCAGGCUUCGUCCCAGUCACGCAGGUUUCCCGUUCUGUUGGGUCAUGCCUGUUAUGCGACAGCAAUGACUUUCGUUCCGACGUAUGACAGUCCUGCUGCUGAUUGGGCUGCAUUCGAAAUUCCCAAUGAAACGGAAGCAUCGAUCAAGGCUUUUUAUGUCGCAAUGAAAUCGGAGCGAACGUUAUCACCGACUUCUACACCCAUGUCGCCGCAUGAGGCUGUUGCGACAGCUGGCCGGCCUCCGCCUACGCAGCUAUUUGCCAACAGCAUUGACGGCGAAAGGCCAGAUCCCUUAACUCUACUGAAUCCUGGACGAAAACGAAACAGAAGGAGACUGUCAGACGACGGAGAGUCCCACGAUCCUGAGCCGGGAAAGUUUCGUCAGCGAAGACAGGAACACGCUGAGGCAGCCGAAGCGGAGAUCCGCCGUCUCAGGAGCAUCAUUUACCUUCUUGGAGGUGAUUCUUAUGCGGAGAAUCUAUGA